AUGGACCUUGCUGUAUUUUGCUCCCGAUUUAACUGUAAUAUUUAUCGGGGCGGCGUGCGCUUAUGUUUACAUCGAGAUAGGCCGAAACCGACCCAAGUCCUGUUCGCUUGUCAGAAACGGCGGCUCGCCAAAAGAGUCGCUGCACCUAUUGCCGACCGCCUAAAUUCCCACGACGCGCGACAUCCCAGCUUGCGCAACAUCGCAGGCGCGCGCUGCCCACGGCCCACGAUGAGCUCGAAGACCCGAAAGCGCUCUCGCUCUACUCCGGACGGCCACGCCCCUCCUGAUGGUACCGUCAUGGACGAGAAUCUUGCCGACUGUUUCUUCACCAUUACCGUUGUCCCAGAGCCGAAGCCCAGCGACAGAGAUGGCUCUAAGUCGAAGAAGAGGAAGCAUGAUAAACCCGAAGAGGACACCAAUAAAAAGUUUCAGACGCAGAAUGCUGUCUUCCAUCCCGAAGGCAAAUUCAAGACAAGCCACUCCUUAAAGCUCUGCUACACCGUAAAUCCCAGCAAGCAAUGGCUCGAUAUGACGCGCUACAACAGCUUCAUUCUCAAGGGCGUCAAGUAUAAUUUCGUCCGUGUAACGACCGAGGCAACCAUGGAACGACAAAACUCACUGCUUGCCGGCGCUAGCAAAGUUGACAUGAAGGAAAACUACUGGGUGGCCCGGAUAUUGGAGGUUCGGGCCUCGGACGAGCAUCACGUAUACGCCCGCGUGUAUUGGAUGUACUGGCCUGAGGAGCUGCCUCUGGGUACUCUGGAUGGCAAGAGGCGAAUCGCUGGUCGUCAACCAUACCAUGGACGGCAUGAGCUGGUCGCUUCCAAUCACAUGGAUAUUAUCCAUGUUGUUAGUGUCGAAAUGGGCGUCAACGUCAAACAGUGGAUCGAAUCGAACGAUGACGACAUACAGGAGUCUCUGUAUUGGAGACAAGCGUUCAACUGCGGGACGUCAGAGCUAUCGUCGGUCGGCCUUGUCUGCAAAUGUAGGACUCCCUCCAAUCCCGAUAAAACAUUAGUAGGCUGCUCCAAUAAGACGUGCGAGGAAUGGAUGCAUUACGAUUGCCUGCUCGACGAUGUUCUCAUCCGAGUGUACGAUCGACUGGGGAUGGAUAUCCCCCACAAGUCGGAAAAGCCGGCCAUCAAGGAGGAGACGAAGGAGGCUACAAAGGAUGAGCCAAAGGAAGGGACAAAGGGAGACCUGCGGUACGGCCUGCUGAGCCCCUCGGUCGAGGGAGAAGACAGAAAGUCGCCGAUAAUCACCAACAGCGAGGCAAAGGAUCAAUUACUCUUGAAGCAGCGAGAUGACGAAUCGUCCAAGGACACAGAAACUCCAACACCGGCACCGCCAAACCCUCGGAUAAGUCUUCAAAAUCAGCCUUGA
Messenger RNA from Trichoderma gamsii, 1383 nucleotides. RefSeq lists its product as hypothetical. NCBI's taxonomy places the organism in Eukaryota, Fungi, Ascomycota, Sordariomycetes, Hypocreales, Hypocreaceae. The coding region runs from base 1 to 1383 and encodes 460 amino acids. The transcript has 4 exons. The record is from RefSeq and is a predicted model, not a curated record. Gene Ontology annotation, molecular function: chromatin binding.